AUGACAGACAAGAUCCCCAGCCCCCUGCGGCAGGACAUGCCCCACAGCUCCAUGAGGUCGCGGUUUUUCCGCAAGCUGUUUGCCUCGUCGGCCUCCAAGCUGGCCAAAAACACCUCUGCAAAUGGCUCCAGCCACGGGUUCCAUAUUCGCCGAGUGCGACGAUCCACGUCUGAAGACUCCAUCAUGCCGAGACUGGGCCACCUUGGCGACAAGUCGCUGACCGGCGUGAGUCGGCACGUGAGCCGAGAAAUGGAGGCCGCCGACAAAAAGCGCAUCUCGCUGAUUGGCAACGAAUCUGUGUCGCACCUGCAGUCUCUCGCCAAAGAGUCGCCCGCUUGUACCAACACCAACACUACCGCUACCAACACUACCGACUCUGACACUAACCAUGGCGCUGCCAAUGUCGCCGUGAACCACGCCAACCGCAACUACGCCCCUCAACCCAGACACAUCUACGACUUGUCUACUGUGGCCGAUUCCUCCGAUGCCAACUUCUCAAGUGCCAGCAGGUUCUCCAACGACUUUGUCGACCACUCGCAGAAAUCCCAGAUCAUGACGGAGGAGGAUGCCCGGCUGUUCUUUGAGUCACGACGAGAACAGCGCUUCUCACUCAUAGACACACGUGACCUCGAGGAUCAGUCGUGGGCUGUAAACGCAGACGACAACGACGACGAGUUCAAAAUACUGCUUGUCAAGAACCACACGCUCGAAACUCGAUUAGACUCUCUUGAACAGGACCUUGGUCAACCCAAUCCCUCCAACCAGCUCAACAGAAAGAUGACUCUCUCUCCUUCCUGUCCUCUGUUGAAUGUCGAUGGAAAGAUUGACCAGCCCUGGGCCACCAAAGAGCAGCUCGAGCAGAUGGCCAAAGCGUUUCCGGAUACCAAUCGACCUGGUGGGGUACCUAAGGUCGACCUUGUCACCCACCCUCGAGGCGACGAUCAUGACAGGGGGUACAGUCUUGGAAAUGCCGCCGCAGCCACCGAAGAGACAUGUCACGAUCCUUAUUCCAACAUUCAGGCAUUAAAUUAUGGGACUACAGCUCCCUUAUCAUACGCGGCUGCUGUCAACAACCUUGUCGAAGCUACUGCCCCCCACACUUAUGUCAACCCUGUUGCGGCCUCCUCUGAAACUGCUGCCCUAUUGUUUCAGUGGGAUCAGCAGUGGGUUGGUUCUUACGCGUCCGGAAGCCCCGAGUUUUGCAUGGGCCUAGCACCUCCGGAUACCAUCUUUGGCUCAACCCGUCCUCCUCCUUCCGAUAUCUAUGGUACAUCACGUCCUGUCGCUGCUAUUACUCCAUCUGCGGAUAGCACUGGUUCUGCUGUUGGUGCAAUUACUACAGAGACUCCUGUUGCUGAUGCACCCACUGCAUCUACUACAGCACCAGCUCCUGCCACCAUUGCAUCUACCGCUACUCCUGCUAUCACUCUUCUUGCGGCCACUUCUCCUGUUGUCGCAGCUGCGACGAACGCAGCCCCUUCUACCACCAAUGCCGACACAACAGAAGGUAGAUCUCAACGAUGGAUCUCUGGUCAUCAUGGAGACCUUGUGCCACAGGCGUGCUCGUCCACUUUGUCUACAAACCCCGCUGGCAAUCUGAGCACUGGGCGAGUCUCUGGGCCCAUCCCAGUCACUCCAACCAACAAGAAGAUGCCUGCAGUCCCCAGAGUUCCCCGAAAGCCCGUCUCAAGUGUUAAGACCGGCUCUCCUGGGACUCCCUCGGCAGCAGCUGGCUCCUCGGGCUCCUCGGGCUCCUCGGGCUCCUCAGGCUCUCCUGGUGCCCCAGUACCGUCCAGAAGUCAGUCCCGGGUAGUCAGUGGCUCGUCAGAUCAGACCUGUGUGGACCUCUCUGAACAGGUGGUCGAUUCGGCCGACUCAAAGAGGAACAAAGACAAGGAGGUCAUUACCGGUGACAAGGACAGAUUUUCUAACGACAAAGAGCGGCUCAUGAAAUUGAAGAUGAAGUCAUUUUCUGGUAGCAUGUUUGAGUGCGACGCCCGGGACUUUGUGCGACAGUUUGAGUGGAUGGUUGACCGGUAUGUUGGUAAGAAUUUGGCGGACAUUGAUUUCAACUUGCUUUACACCUACUUCAGACUGCUUCUGGUUGACUGUCCGCUUCCUCGGUCUUCAAAGCUGGGCUCCUGGACAGCCCUUCGUGAGUGGUUCAUUGGGGAGUACUCUGUGUUUGCUACUGAAUACAUGCACAGAAUGUACUACAUGGGUCAAAUCAGUAAGCAGCAUAUCAAGAACGGAGACAUUUUUGGUUACCUGAACCAAAUUCUGAAGCUCACCGCUAGAACGGUGGAUUUCACGGCUGAAGACAAGCGACACAUCUGUGAUACCCUCCGACACCAUGUCCCCAAGGAGUUCCACCAUCUUAUUAUCCACAGGGAAGACAUUACCUCCACUGUGGAGUGUCUGAAUACUGGUUUGAAGAGGGCUAAUGUGGUGCGAGUUAUCUCUCGUAUUUCCGCUUUCCUCAGACCUUUGGAAUCGGACCUGUUCACGUUUGAGAACCCAUCUCUCGAGUAUGGGUAUGACAGCGACAACUCGGAGGCCCCUUCCAUCCGGCGGAAGGAGUCACGGGCUACAUUGUACGGCUCACGGGCGGUGGCGAAUUCGCAGCACCAUCGUCUCAAGGUGAAUGGCGACUUGACCAUCCGCAUUUCCAUGGCCAACAAGACGCAGGGCUCGAGACCAACACUUGAGUCUGGACUUUAG
This is a messenger RNA of Yarrowia lipolytica CLIB122, 2721 nucleotides long. RefSeq lists its product as uncharacterized. NCBI's taxonomy places the organism in Eukaryota, Fungi, Ascomycota, Dipodascomycetes, Dipodascales. The record is from RefSeq and is a predicted model, not a curated record.